ACCCACCUGAUCGUAUCCCGCGACCAAUGCCUGGGCGGUCAAAGCCAGAAGACACCCCCGUUGCCGUGAAGAACAGGCCAAUAGUGGUGAUGUACUUCGGUGGACGUCUCAUUGAGGAACUUCACUCGAUUUCGCCUCUUACGUAUUGGAAUCGGCCGACUCCGGACAUUCAGUUGUCAUUGCAACUUGGAGACCAGAAUGUCGGGGUUUAAUCCCAAGUUCAAGUUUUCUGUCGCAUUCUCUGUUCUCAAAGGCCUCGAGGAUUUCGCGCUGGAAUGCAUUGUUGAGACUCUCGACAAGUGGUAUCAUCGCUUUUAUGGCCCCCGUCUCACCCCCAUCACAAUCCAGGCAGCAGGCGGCCUCUUUUCAAACCAUGUCAUUCUCCGAUUCUGCGAUCGCGAUCACUUGCUCAUGUGCCUCGAUUGUUACACUGCUGGGGAAAUGAAAUGUGCCGACUCCGUUUACCUUGUUGUAUCGGAUAAGAAUCUCGAGUCGGUCAGAAAAAUGCUUCAAAAGUCUCAUAUCAAUAGAGUACUCAAAGGAAAUCAUGACAAGGAACCAAGGUACCAGGGUACAAGAGCUUGGUCUGAAGGGAAACCGGAAUGUAUAGAUGCGGGCACUUACCCUCCAUCGGACCAAACAUUCCUGCUGGAAGUCCGAUCAUUCGUAAGAGAGUCUUAUGACGCCCUGAAGGAUGUUUUGACGUUCCUGCCUUCGUUGGAACCAUCCACCUUCAGAGGAUCCUGCUACAAUCCUUCACAUACUCUACCAUUUAGCACUGUUACCACUACUGAAAUAGCGCAGUUCGUUGGUGAAGAAAUCUAUGACCUACUCAAUGGAAAGGCACGAGACUGUUCCCCAUUGACAACCGAUGACAAUUGGAGAGUUGACCUAACGCGGCCAACGUUGAACAUUGGUUUGCGGAUACUGGGAGUUCAGCCAGUGUAUAGUGAUAGGUUACUUGGAUCUAUUCGUGCGGCGAAACUCAUACCUCCUGAGCAUGCGCCUCGAGUCACAUCCCAGCCAGACUUUCCUGCCGCGCUUUGCCUUCUCCUCGCCAUCGCCUACCCAGAUUACCAGCAACAGGUCUCGAUUCCGCGCGGUCGGACAUCACUGCGCUGCUCAUCCGCUUAUCUUUUAACACGGCUGCACCCGUUCUUCAACCCGAUCCCUCUACGUCGCUAUUUCCGUGCGCAUCUGGAACCGGGCUCGGUGCUAAUGGAUCCUUUUUCCGGGACUGGAUCAAUUCCAUAUCAGAUGAUCCAACUUGCCACUCAGCAAAGCAUUGGCGUAAUUGUCAUUUGUGCUGACAUUCAGUGGAGCAAUUUGGAGCAGAUUGGCCGUUCAACCGUUCUAAAUGAACAAAUUGUCCAAACUGAAAGGCUCCAACCUGUUCAAUGGGAUUCAAGUGGUGUGGGGGGUGGUUUGAGGGGUUCUGUGGUGGAUGGCAUCGUCUCUGAUCUUCCUUAUGGACAUCGUGAACUGUCGCCUUCCGCUUUGCGUCGCCUGUAUCCCAAAUUUCUUGCGGAGCUUGGCAGAGUGUGUCGUCCCGGUGCCUUUGCUGUCCUUUGUACGGCAGCUGCUCCCUUGUUUCGCAGAUGUCUAUCUCAUCAAUUCAUCUGGCAACCUCUGCACCUGGGGUGGGAGCACGGAUGCACGGAACGAGAAUUUUUUAUUAACGGAAUGAGAACAUGGGUAUUUCUCAUUGAAAGAUUGUAGACAAAGGGUUUAAUGUUGAGAUGGAGUAGAUGCCUGGUAUUGCCCACAUCUGUGUGAUCACAUUAUAACACUACUGUGCUUGGAGUACUCGAAAUCAAAGCAGAACUCCACAUUUUGUUUCAUUUCAGCUGAUUCUCUUACGUUACCUCUGGUAAUAUUUGGCAGCG
Cantharellus anzutake is the source of this 1886-nucleotide messenger RNA. RefSeq lists its product as uncharacterized. The coding region runs from base 199 to 1719 and encodes 506 amino acids. Gene Ontology annotation, biological process: tRNA methylation. The transcript has 3 exons. The record is from RefSeq and is a predicted model, not a curated record. Gene Ontology annotation, molecular function: tRNA (guanine) methyltransferase activity. Lineage: Eukaryota; Fungi; Basidiomycota; Agaricomycetes; Cantharellales; Hydnaceae.